ACACUUGAAUAUUUUAUUGCAAGCAGCUUUGGUGCCCCCUCAACGUCAAAGUGUUCCACAUCGAUCAAUUAAUCUCAAUACAACGCAUCAGAAUCCAACCUUGCCAUCAUCAUCAUCAUCAUCAUCAUGGAAAAACCAUUUAGUCACAUGUCACCCGCAAGCUCCACUGGACAUGGAUCCAUGUAUGCCAUCAUCAUCACAAGCUCCAAAUAAUGCUGCUCCACCCCCUCAUAUUCUACCUUGCGGAACAGGCUUGAUAGGCCCAUCGUCAUUACCAGAAAUAGAUAUUAAUGAGGAGGCGCCUGGGACGAGUCAUCUGAACACAGGCAACAACUUUGAAGAGAAUAGAAAUUUGAAAAGAAAACUAGAACUACUCUAUAGAAAAGAAGCUGAUGUAAGGGAUGAGUUAAAAUUUGCUGCAUCUCUAUCCCUAAAGAAGUUGAGAAUGGAAGUUGCGAAUUGGUUGGUGAAUGUGGAGAAGCUUAAAAAUGAUUCUCCUGAAUUAGCGAGCAAGGAUUGUUUGCCACCACAUCAACAGGUGGAUAGACUAAUGCAUGAAGCAGAAGACCUUAUGAGACAAGGCAAAGGACUAUUUGAGGCGAGAGAGACCAAAGCCACUAAAUUGUUGGAAGAUAAGAUGGUGGGAGAGGCAUUUCAGAGAAAUACUACAAAGAUUUUGGAGUUGCUAGUAGGGAAUCAAAUAUCCCGACUAGGCAUUUAUGGAAUGGGGGGGUGUUGGUAAAACAACUAUUAUGCUACACAUAUAUAAUAGACUCCUCGAAGAAGCAACCUAUGGCAACAUGUUAUGGAUCACUGCGUCACAGGAUUUCAAAACGCAAAGGCUACAAGACGCCAUUGGGAAGGAACUAGGUUUGGGCAUACUACAAGAAGAGGAUGUGAGGAAACGAGCAGCAAUGUUGUAUGAUUGUUUAACGAAAAGAGGCAAAUCUACAAUAAUCCUCGAUGAUGUGUGGGAACGGUUUGAUCUUAAAGAGGUGGGAAUCCCAGAUGGAAUUAAGUUGGUCUUAACCACUCGAUCCUUCGAGGUAUGCCGCCAGAUGCAAUGUCAAGAAAUGAUAAAAGUAGAACCUCUAUCUCAUACAGAAGCUGAGAGUUUAUUUUUGGAGGAGCUUGGAUCCGAAGUGGCCCUUGAUUCAAAAAC
Messenger RNA from Eucalyptus grandis, 1162 nucleotides. RefSeq lists its product as uncharacterized. Bases 173 to 742 code for a protein of 189 amino acids. NCBI's taxonomy places the organism in Eukaryota, Viridiplantae, Streptophyta, Magnoliopsida, Myrtales, Myrtaceae. The record is from RefSeq and is a predicted model, not a curated record. The transcript has 2 exons.